Molecule: messenger RNA, 829 nt
Organism: Phragmites australis (common reed)
Lineage: Eukaryota; Viridiplantae; Streptophyta; Magnoliopsida; Poales; Poaceae
Exons: 1
Coding region: 66-566 (166 amino acids)
Source: RefSeq, a predicted model, not a curated record
ACGGCCCAAAAGUCCCCAAGCCGACGCAAAAAAUCCAACCCAAAACACUGCCGUCGCAGGGGUCGAUGGACACCGACCUCGGUGGCGCGUCGGCCGCCGGCAUGGACGACGCGGAGGCGGCCUUCUUCGCGCGCCGGGGCCGCCGGUGCUGCUGCUUCCCAUGGCCCACCUCCUCCUCUCAUCAGAGGGUCGGAGCGGUGGCGUCGGGGUCGGAGGAGGAGAGCUGGUGGCAGCGCGCGGUGGACGCGGUCCUCAAGGUGCGCGAGUGGUCCGAGCUGGUGGCCGGGCCGCGGUGGAAGACCUUCAUCCGGCGGUUCAGGCGCAACGGACCGCCGCGGCCGCACCAGCACUUCGGCCGCAAGCUCAACUACGACGCGCUCAGCUACGCGCUCAACUUCGACGAGGGCCACGGCGCCAGCCCCGAGGGCGACUACACGGGCUACCGCGACUUCUCCGCCCGCUUCGUCGCCCCGCCGCAAUCCGCCAAGUCAUCCAUGGACCUGGGAGGUCGAGACGCGCCCCCGCUCUUCAACCCACCGCCCCACGACGGCGCAGGCCGGGCGUGACCGCUCGGUCUCCGUACACCGUCCCAUCGGUCAUCGCCUCGUCGGAUCGGAGAGGAAGGCUGGUUGGUCGAAGGACGGCGGAAAGAUGGUGCCCUUUUCGCGAUUGAUUCCAUUCCGCGGGCGUGAUGGUAAAUGGUGAGAGAGAUCGCUGCUUUCUUCCCCUUCCUCGGUUCCGUUGAUUGGAUCACCACUUUGUAAAAAAGAGACUUUUGUAUUCGCUGUCAUCUUACUACUGCUGUAAUGAAUUCGUUCAUCCUGUCCCA